UUUGGGGAUUUUGAUAACCGCCACCGCGGGCUGGGGGCGCCCCAGAGUUCUUAGUUCAAAGAGCGAAGCCCGGAAAACGCACCUUUUUUCACCUUUUGGCUAAAAUUGGAACAGGAUUCCCCAAACUUCCUUUGGUGGAAAAAAAAAAAAAAACCCAGCCCCAACGGCCGAGGAGUGUGAAUUCCUGGCGUAGGACCCGCGGUUUAUUCAAAGUUUAUUUUGUCUUAAAAAUGAGGAAUUUGCACUUUGUUUUGCGGCCUGCUUUUCACUCGUUGGAAAUGUUUAACGCCACCUGUUAGAUUGUUCCACCCCGGCAGCCAGGGCUCCUCCUGUGGCUUCACCUGCCCCGACAUGCCCUCCCUGCCGGCCGAGGGUUACUUUGAACGGAACUGCUUUCCGAGGUGGAAGAACCAAAGUCUGGCCCCUAUAACUAAGCGCGAUGGAAGCCGCCCGAGUCCAUUUAAUUUUUAGCUUUUACCUAAGGUUCUGACCGCUAAGCCUGAGGCCCAGGCGCUAGUCUCCCUUAGUGGUGUUUGUGAUUGACCUGCCCUUGUUUGACCUAGUGAUGUGCUUUCCUAUGCAGAGCGUGAAAUUCUGGAUAUGCCGGUCUAGAAGCCUCAGGAGCUGCUUUUAUCUUGUGAAUUGUUUGGAUACUUAAGAAGACUAUUUGAAGACUGCUUUUGGAAUCAAGUAGAAUGGAUCCCAGCAGUGACUACCAUUUCCUCAACCAGAUUUUGUGGAGAAGGGUGAAACUCACAUUGGUUUGUGGCAUCUUUGAGGGGGUGCUCCAGCAUGUGGACCCUAACAAGAUUGUUGUCCUAAAAAAAGUGAAGAACGUGGAGACUGGCCGAAGUAUCCCUGGAGUGAAGAUGUUUUUUGGGCAUGAGAUUGUGAAUGUGGAACUACUGGAUGAAGUGGAACAAGGUUCAGUGAGAGAAAAGACAUCUGUUAGUCCAAAUACAGAAAGAACCAGGGUGGAUAAAAUGAAAGAUGCAGAACUAAAUGUAUGUGAACUUUCUUCAUCUGCCCCUGAGGCACCUAUCACCUCUCUACUGAAUGACCUCAAGUACAGCCCAUCAGAAGAAGAAGAGGUGACAUACACAGUUAUUGAUCAGUUCCAGCAGAAGUUUGGUGCUGCAAUGCUUCAUAUCAAAAAGCAGAGUGUCCUGAGUGUGGCAGCAGAAGGAGUUAAUGUGUGUCGUCAUGGGAAACUAUGUUGGCUCCAGGUGGCUACAAAUAGCCGAGUUUACUUAUUUGACAUUUUCCUCCUGGGAAGUCGUGCUUUCAACAAUGGACUUCAGAUGGUAUUAGAAGACAAGAGAAUUUUGAAGGUUAUCCAUGAUUGUCGUUGGCUUUCUGACUGCCUCUCUCAUCAGUAUGGAAUUUUGCUGAAUAAUGUCUUUGACACACAGGUAGCAGAUGUCCUUCAAUUUUCCAUGGAAACAGGUGGCUUUCUUCCAAACUGCAUUAGUACUUUGCAGGAGAGUUUAAUCAGACACCUCAAAGUAGCCCCUAAAUAUCUCUCCUUUCUGGAAGAGAGACAAAAACUAAUUCAGGAAAAUCCAGAAGUGUGGUUCACAAGACCUCUUUCACCCUAUUUGCUGAAAAUUUUGGCUUUGGAAGCCACCUACCUGCUACCCCUUCGUUUAGUACUCCUGGAUGAGAUGAUGUCUGACCUAACUACCCUGGUAGAUGGGUACUUGAACACCUAUCGAGAAGGGUCAGCAGACCGCCUAGGAGGCACAGAGCCUACGUGUAUGGAUCUUCCAGAGGAACUGCUUCAACUUACAAGCUUCCAGAAGCAGCGUAGAGAGCGAGCUGCCAAAGAAUAUAGGGUGAAUGCACAGGGACUCCUAAUAAGGACAGUGCUCUAUCCAAAAAAAACAGUGACAGAGACAGCAGAGAAAGGGGAAAGAGUAAGAGGUUUCUUACGUUGUAAAAAUUCUAGGCUUCACGAAGGUCCAAGUUUUACCUCUCAUGAGGAUAUAAAUUUGCUGAAAGAAGAACCUAAAACAACAGAACCUCAGCAUCUACAUCCCAUGAAGGAGGGAGAAGCCAGUGAGGCAUCCAGUAACAAACUCACUUGCCUGGAGUCAGAGGCGUUGGAGGAAGAGAGAACAACUCAAAAAGAACAACUUCAGGUACCCAAGCAUGAGUUUCAGACAAAUUUAUCUUUAAAAGAGGAGAUAGAACAGUUGCUGAUGGUAGAAAACAAGGAACAUUUAAAAUGCGUAAUACAAGAUGAUUCAUUGUCUCCUUCCCUUCCUCAGGAAGCUGGAGUGUCUCCAAGUGACACCUUUCAUACUUUUAGAAAAGCUGUGCUUUCCACACUUCCUCCUUGUCCAGCUUUGGAGAAGACUGAUUCCUGGGUAAAUCCUUUUCUAGAUCAGCCUUAGAGAUCUGCUGUUUGUUCCAGAGGCUGUAAAGAUGGCUCAUUUCCCCUGCCAUGGGGGCCUUCCUCAUUGUUUAAGUUUCUCAUGUAAAUUUUGUCACAUCUCUGUCAUAGGCUUGGCAGAAAAAUAAUAUUCACUUACUCCUAUAUUCCUGGUAUUUGAUUAGAAUGGGAAUAUGUUAAUUAAAGGAGUAAAUGUUCUGAUCAUAUUACUGUGCAUAAAUGUUCUCAGUGGCCAGAGUGAAUUAUUUUCUUAUAAUUUGGAUUUAGAGGAUUUGAAGAAGGAAAAAAUCUUGAGCUUAGUAAACAGAAAAAUCCAUAUUUUUAAAAUUUUGUGUUUUAUGGUUUGAACGGAGUUGGUAAAACUCUUAGUUAAAAGUUUAAAAAAAUUGGUACCUGAUAACUUCAGAGUAUGUUUUUCUUUAUUAAAGAGAUUGAUUUGUCAAUUAUAUAUCAAUGAGGCUGAAAAAAAUAUUAGCUUUAUAUUUGAAUUUUGAAUGUUUGGUCUGUUCAUGUCAUACAAAAAUAAUAGAUGAUGUUAAUAUAAGGAUAUCCCAGUUGUAAUUUUUUUUUUCAUUCCACUUACUUUGAAUAGGUUUUGUCCAAUUUCCUAAAAAGCAGAGACUUCUUUUGAGUAUGUUUAGUAUGUAAACUUAAAAUUAGAAUCCACUGUGUUUGAAGUUGAUAUACUUUUCUUAGGGUGAAAGAAGAACAGCUCAUACUGAGCCUUUUUUAUAUUGAAUACUUGUAAGUUGCAUACAUUUUUUGUGUGUGUAUAUAACCAAUAAAACUGUU
Talpa occidentalis (Iberian mole) is the source of this 3187-nucleotide messenger RNA. RefSeq names its product exonuclease 3'-5' domain containing 1 (gene EXD1). Bases 696 to 2396 code for a protein of 566 amino acids. Gene Ontology annotation, biological process: nucleobase-containing compound metabolic process. NCBI's taxonomy places the organism in Eukaryota, Metazoa, Chordata, Mammalia, Eulipotyphla, Talpidae. The record is from RefSeq and is a predicted model, not a curated record. The transcript has 12 exons. Gene Ontology annotation, molecular function: nucleic acid binding; 3'-5' exonuclease activity.